Molecule: messenger RNA, 2403 nt
Organism: Vollenhovia emeryi
Lineage: Eukaryota; Metazoa; Arthropoda; Insecta; Hymenoptera; Formicidae
Product: nose resistant to fluoxetine protein 6-like
Exons: 10
Coding region: 29-1306 (425 amino acids)
Molecular function (GO): acyltransferase activity, transferring groups other than amino-acyl groups
Source: RefSeq, a predicted model, not a curated record
UAAAUUAUGACGAUCAGGUCGAAACUACAUGUCCCAGCAAGUAGAAAAAAUUUUCAAUUUACCUUUCUAUCCGGAGAAUAACAUGGGAAAAAUAUUAAGAUGUUUCUCCGUAUACAGCAAUACAAAAAACAUAUUUAAUACAAAAUUAGAAGCCGGUACAAUACCAGUCAUUCAUGGCUUAAAAGUUUUAAGCAUGUAUUGCUUAAUCGUGUUGCACACCCUAUAUUUUUCAUGGGAUACUCUCGACAAUAAAGUAGAAGUAUGGAGAUUCCUCGAAGAUCAUAUGUAUUUAAUGGACAUAGCAGUUCUAGGAGUCGAAGUAUUCUUUUUGUCAAGUGGCUGUUUUAUAACGUAUUCAUAUUUGCGACAACAACCGAGCGCAAAAAAGGAGCUUCAAAAUUACAGACAGAAGAUAAUAUAUCUUCUCACACAUACAACAAAAAGAUUUAUAAGGUUGACGCCGGCUUACAUGAUAGUGAUUGGACUAUCACAAUUAAGUUCUGAUUGGUUCGAUAAGACAUCGCAAUUUUACAUGUAUGAGAGGUCGCACGAAACUUGUCCAAAGCACUGGUGGAUAAAUCUUUUGUACAUAAAUAAUCUUUUUCCUCUUGAUGACAUGUGCCUGAGUUGGAGCUGGUAUCUAGCUAAUGAUAUGCAAUUUUACAUACUCGCUACCAUGCUGUUGAUUUUUUCGACUGUAUACUUUUACGUUGCUGUUACGAUAUUGAGUGUACUUUUAAUAGGCUCUACUAUUCUUAGCGGUUAUAUUUCAUACGUUCACAAAUAUACUCUGAUGUUAACUGAACUUGCUGAACUUAUACAUGUGAUAUAUACACCACCAUGGAUGAGAAUAAAUCCAUAUAUUAUUGGAAUGAUUGUAGGUUACGUUUUAGCAAAAUUGAACAAUACUUUGGUCUUGAAAAGGAAAAUUAUAAUGUUGUGUUGGUUGCUUGCUAGUGUUUGCAUUAUUGGUGUAUUAUUUGUGUUUUACAAGCAACGCCCAUCCGUUCUGGCUAGUGCUAUUUAUGCAGCACUACACAAAAUAAUUUGGGCUAUAGGUAUAGCAUGGAUUGUAAUAGCGUGUUCCACUAACCACGGAGGAAUCGUUAAUCAGUUACUAUCGUUCAAAGGCUGGAUCCCUUUCAGUAGGCUCACGUACUGUGCUUAUCUUUUAAAUCCAAUCAUUAUACGGUCAAUAAAUUUCUACAGCGAUACUUCAACGCAUUUUGAAUGUCUGUCUUUGGUUAUUUUGAGUGUGGCAUAUACGGCAAUCAUUUAUUGUUGUUCUUACAUACUCUCUCAUUAAAUAUUCGGUAUGCACACAAUAACACAAAAUUCUUGUAAAAUAAAAUCUGUAUCUAUUGUGUAUAUUUAUCAAAGUUUUUAAUACCUAAUCAUCGAAUCAUAUAAUACUUCUACAGUUUAUUUUAUCUCAUUUAAUUUAUGUAUGUAAUUGCAACGAAAGAGAUUGUUAAUAAAUUUAUUAUUUCUGUUUACUAGUCAUAUUCCAACUUAUAGACCUACCUAUUCAUUUUCUACCUACUCAUGUUUCAACAUAAUUGCGCCAGUGGGAUUUAAUAGGGGUUUCAAUCUCGCACAUAUGCGAGAAUAUGUAUGUAUAUAGAAGCAUAUACAUAUAACCCACCCGAAUUGUAACCAAUAAAAAGAAAUCAAAGUAUACUUCGUACACCCUGCCGAAAAUGGUCGAUUAAAACCGAUUAAGACAAAAAGUAAUCCAAAUUGAUCGGGAUUUCUGCACCGAAAAUACGGUAUUAAAACCGAUUGAAAAUAUAACCUCUGUGAAGCUAGCACCCCCACCACCAAAAAAAUAACUUUAGUCUACGGCAUAAUUAAGUGCUAAUUUUGUGCUAAUUUGUUGCUCUAGUUUCGAAUUUUGUGCUCCUACCCAUCCGCAGGAAAUUAAUAGCAAAAGUGGGGGUGCUGGCUUCACGUUAAGCUAGCACCCACAUACCUGAAAAACACGUAUAAAAUAGCGUAAACAAAAAAAUUGAUAUACCAGAAUUUUGUGCUAAUUUUGUGCUUUUAAGAUAUCCAUAUCCGGAAUUUGGUGCUCCUUGUUUAAUAUUUAAAAAAACGCAUAAAGAGUUCGGCGGUACUAAUGUCCGACAAGAGUAAAGUACAUUAAAGAAAUUAGUUGCUGGGUCGUUGUGCGUACCAAAAUAACGAUAAAAUUAUGUGCUUCUAAGAUAUGCAUAUCCGGAAUUUGGUGCUCCUUGUUUAAUAUUUAAAAAAAACCCAUAAAGAGUGUGGCGGAGCUGGCGUCACGACAAGAGUAAAGUACGUUAAAGAACUUAGUUGCUGGGUCGUUGUGCAUACUAAAAUAACGGUAAAAUUAUGUGCUUCUAAGAUAUGCAUAUCCGGAAUUUGGUGCUCCUUGUUUAA